AUGGCACCCAUCGACGGCCAGCGCAACUCCCGCAUUCAGGCCAUGCUUCCAUCCAUUUCACGGAGCGCUAGCUACCGCAAGCAUGGGCGCGCACGCGGUGACGCUUCACCCGCCAUGCCGUCGCUUACCAUGACUUCCUCGCACCUUCUCGACUCCCAGGAAAGCACGACCCAAGACAAGGCUAGCAAGAAACCUGAGGAACGACGUCCAGACUCACCCAUACGUUGGACCGAUAUGAUUCCUCCCUCCCUUUCGCUGCCUUCCCACCUCAACGAAUCCGAUUCCGAUUCGCCGUCUGCGCCCACCCCUUCGGAUUCUGAUCAGGGGCAAGCAACGUCUGACGCGUCGGAGACAUCGACAACGCCCACAGACGGGAGGACACCCGACGAAGCGGAUUGCCUCGAGGAAGAAGCGGAGUCAGAGCUCGGGGACUUGUUCGACUCUGUCAAGCACUGCGUCGCCACCGCGGUCGAUACUCUCGUCGACUAUGGACCGGAUAUCUUGCAAGAUGUCCUUGAGCACUCAGGCGAGCUCCUGGGCUUGGUACCCGUGCCAGGACUCGGGACGGCGGCGAAGACCUUGCUCAUCAUCCUCCGGGAGACGAAGAAAGUGAGGAAGAACCGCAGCGAGUGCAUGCACCUCACACAGCGCUGCGCGCUGCUGCUCAUCGACGUGCGCUCCUGCCUUGAUCAACUUGGCGACGACCUGGCGGAGGAAUUAAGCGAUGCGGUAGCGAGGGUGACGCGGAAGAUGCUGGAGAUUCAGAUGUUCUUGACGAAGAAGAACGACAGUGCAUACUUCACUCGGCUCAAAGGAAGCUCGGACUUGGCGGUGGACAUCCAGCAGUACACGCGUCAGCUUGAUGCGGCGAUGGCGUCGUUCUCGACAUCAGUCAAGUUCUUGAUGUUGCGGCAGAUCCGUGUUCUACAUGCGAACAAGGAGAAGCUGCCCGCUUCUUCGUCUUGGAGGGCUUCCGAGCUGGCAGCUCAGGCCGCGGACCUCAUCCAGCGCGGCAAGAUCGCGACGACCAGUGCGGACGUUACCACACUUUUUGGAGAAAACUUUGGCGGACCGUGCUCAUCUCGUGCGAGCAGCGCCCGGACGAUGCCUGGCAACUUGACAGUCGUUAUUCCUCCAUGCGAUGCGACAAUACCCCCAGACUGCUCCCCGUGCUCCUCGACCUCGACGGAGAAGGACUGCGGCUCUCGCGCGCCUAGCCAAGCGCCCGAAGCGGACCCGCCGGCCACUCCGACUACCCCAGGCUCACCGCCGCUCCAGAUGGGCGUGGUUGACACCGCGCGCAAGGUCUGGCUGGGCGACGCGCGCACAAGCUGGCUCGGGAAUCCCGCGGACACGACCGUGCGCUACCCGUCGCUCUCCCCGGCGCAGAUCGCGCGCAUCAAGGCGCGGCUGAGAGGGGAGAUGCGUGAGUUCGACAUGCAGGAGAAGCUCGCGGAGCUGAGGAUUUUCAUCGAUUUGGCGGUGCAGAUGCGCGGUGCGCUGCUAGACUUUCUGGCGGAGGAGGGCUCGCAUAUUCCGCUGGCGUUGCGGGCGUUGAGUCAUUUGAGGGUGACUGAGUUGUCGGAGUAG
Messenger RNA from Schizophyllum commune H4-8, 1590 nucleotides. RefSeq lists its product as uncharacterized. The transcript is spliced from 3 exons. The record is from RefSeq and is a predicted model, not a curated record. NCBI's taxonomy places the organism in Eukaryota, Fungi, Basidiomycota, Agaricomycetes, Agaricales, Schizophyllaceae. Gene Ontology annotation, biological process: cell surface receptor signaling pathway. The coding region runs from base 1 to 1590 and encodes 529 amino acids.